Messenger RNA from Odocoileus virginianus texanus, 2034 nucleotides. RefSeq names its product transmembrane serine protease 2 (gene TMPRSS2). Gene Ontology annotation, biological process: protein autoprocessing. Gene Ontology annotation, cellular component: membrane. Lineage: Eukaryota; Metazoa; Chordata; Mammalia; Artiodactyla; Cervidae. The record is from RefSeq and is a predicted model, not a curated record. Gene Ontology annotation, molecular function: protein binding; serine-type endopeptidase activity.
UUGCCCUGGGCGCUCGGACACCGCCUCCCAGGAUUAAAGCGAGAGCCGGGGAGGGUCGGGGACUCCGAGCUGGGCCGAGGAAGAAGCGAACUCCAGAGGAGCGGAGGAGAAGCAGGAGGAGGAAGGGGUGAGGGGAGGGGAGCUGCCCCGGAGCGCAGCAGGUCAACGCGAACGUUCCAAAUACCUCCCUUGACCCGAUGCUGCUGAUAACAUCAGGAUGGCUUUAAACUCAGGAUCAUCACCAGGUGUCGGGCCUUACUAUGAGAACCAUGGAUACCAGCCGGAAAGCUUGUACCCUCAGCAGCUGCCCACGGCUCCCCCUGCUUACGAGGUGUACCCUGCUCAGUACUACCCGCCCGUGGUGCCCCAGUACACGCCAAGGGUUCAGACGCACGCCUCGACACCUGUCAUCUACAGGCAGCCCAAACCUCCGUCCGGGACAGCGUGCACCUCAAAGACUAAGAAGGUCCUGUGCAUCACCUUCACCCUGGCGGCCCUGCUCGCAGGAGCGACCCUGGCCGCCGUCCUCCUCUGGAAGUACAUGGAGGACGGGUGCUCAGGGCUGAAGUGUGGCUCCUCUGGGACCUGUGUGAGCCCCUCUCUCUGGUGCGAUGGCAUCCUGCACUGCCCCAGUGGUGAGGACGAGAACAGCUGCGUUCGCCUCUAUGGACCGAACUUCAUCCUUCAGGUGUACUCGGCACAGAGGAAGUCCUGGCAUCCCGUGUGCCAGGACGACUGGACUGAGAGCUACGGGAGGGUGGCCUGCCAGGACAUGGGCUACCGGAAUAGUUUCUAUUCUAGCCAAGGGAUAGCUGAUAACAGCGGAGCCACAAGCUUUAUGAAGCUGAACACAAGCGCCAGCAAUGUCGAUCUCUACAAAAAACUCUACCACAGUGAUGUCUGCUCUUCAAAAACAGUGGUUUCUUUACGCUGUAUAGAGUGUGGCGUCUCCGUGAAGACGAGCCGCCAGAGCCGGAUCGUGGGGGGAUCGACUGCUUACUCGGGGGAAUGGCCCUGGCAGGUUAGCCUGCACGUGCAGGGCAUCCACGUCUGCGGCGGCUCCAUCAUCACCCCGGAGUGGAUCGUGACGGCCGCGCACUGUGUGGAGGAACCCCUUAACAAUCCCAAGAUCUGGGCAGCCUUUGCGGGAAUCUUGAAACAAUCUUACAUGCUCUAUGGAAGUGGAUACCGAGUAGCAAAAGUGAUUUCCCACCCAAAUUAUGAUUCCAAGACCAAGAACAAUGACAUCGCUCUAAUGAAGCUGCAGACGCCUCUGACUUUCAACGACAAAGUGAAACCAGUGUGUCUGCCCAAUCCAGGCAUGAUGCUGGAGCCAACUCAGUCAUGCUGGAUUUCCGGGUGGGGGGCCACCUACGAGAAAGGGAAGACCUCGGAUGACCUGAACGCGGCCAAGGUGCACCUCAUUGAGCCCUGGCAGUGCAACAACAAGUACAUGUACAACAACCUCAUCACGCCCGCCAUGAUCUGUGCAGGCUACCUGCAGGGCACCAUCGACUCCUGCCAGGGAGACAGUGGAGGUCCUCUGGUCACUCUGAAGAGCAGCAUCUGGUGGCUGAUCGGAGACACGAGCUGGGGGUCAGGCUGUGCCAAGGCGUACCGACCGGGAGUGUACGGGAACGUGACCGUGUUCACAGACUGGAUCUACCGACAAAUGAGGGCAAACAGCUAAUCUGUACGGCCUGGGUCCUUGGCAACAUUCCACAAGAAAAUGAAGGGGCUGAUUUUUAAUCUUCAUGCACUACGUAUUUUUUGAAGUGAUUCCAGUUCCUUUUGUAUUUAUUCGAUCAUGAUCCUGUAUGUCUUGGCCCUUUCCACAGUUCUGUGCAGACCCUGUGGCUCUACUACCCCCGGGCCCACCCUUCCAUAACCUUCGUCUGACCAGGGAGGCUGGCUGGACGUGGACAGCAGAGCCAGUUCAGAGCAAGGGGAUGGGGUCUGCCCCGCGGGGACCUUCCCUCGGGCCCCAUUCCAGGGACCCCUCUUGGAUGCACAUGGGGCUGGCGACUUCUCAGC